UAUCACAACGCCGCUUGUAUGUCACGUUUCUCUGGCAGUUUGGGGUUAUAUAUUUCAGCUAGGCAAAGCCUUACAGACGCUGACCUUCUUAUUUAGUUAGCGAGAAGAGAAGUUACAGGCCUGCUCAGCGAACGCUAGCUUACAGCUACUUCUUUCUGUCGUCUGCUAGGAAUCGUUACUUAACGUCAGAUGACUUGUGUGGCAACCCCGCGCUAUAGUUCUUCUGCUUAGCUCUAAGUGCACACUGUAGGUCAACACGUCUCCACACUUCCCAUCAAUGGAUAUGGACACAUUUUAACAGGUUGAGGGAUGAGCCACUCCUCUGGGAUUGGCUACAGUGAGCAGGAGGAGGCCGAUGGGACGGACACUCCUUACUCUCCAGAACCCUGCUAUUGGACAGCCGCUAAUGGCUCUGUCUCUCAGCUGCAGCAGUGUGGGGAUGGAGUAGCUUGCCUGGAGCAAGACAAACAGGAAGGACCUCCUGAGACUCACACACACCUGGCCCACAGCAUGGACCCUGCAUGCAGACAAAUACACACAAACUCAGCAACUCAUCUCAUCACACAUGCCUGUGGAGAUGGCCCCUCUCACACAGACAAGCACACAACUCACUUACAACCAGUAACCAAAGACAGUCUGUACAUGGAAACCGCUAACAUGCCACACACACAAAUAGAAGAUGGGGGUGGAGGAGCAGAGGAGGUCAGAAACCAGAACGAUGAAAGCGAGGGUGAGGAAAUUGAAAGUAGUGAGGAGAGUCAGAAGACAGCAGACAUUACUGUGCAGCCAGUAAAAGAGACCACCACAGAAGACUCAACCACUUCGCAAACCCCACCAACAGAACCAGUCAACUGUAAUUCUUCCGAUGAUGGGCAUUCGUCUGCUUCCACGCCACCCGACCAUGCUCCGCCUCUGGUCCCAGCUCCUCCCUCAAGCUCAGUCGCUCCUGCUGUGCUGCCAGCACCUGAUGAUUGGCCACGCCCGGCUCACGUGAUGGCAGAGGUACGGGUGCGUUCUGCUCCUGGACGGGAGCGGGUGGUGCGGGGAAUGCAAGACAGUAAGAGUCUGGACGGCAUCAGCGAAGCGUGUGGAGGCGUCACGCGGGCCACGGCAGGCGAGGGCCGCAGGGCUACCAUCUCUAGUGCUUUGGAACUGGAAGGCACAGUGAGCCGCGACGGAGAUCUCACCCACUUCAUCGCCAAGAACUUGGAGCAGAAAAUCAAAAUGAGUUCACGCCCAAGCCUUGACACUGACUCUGACUGCUCUGGCCCAGUGGUGCGAGGUCGUGGUUCAUUGCGUCGGCCAGCUGACAUCCCGCCCAUAGACCCCACUGUGCUGCUGGACCUACACAAACACACACAGGACGUUGCACACAGCGUGGAGAUGAUGCUUCGCAGCCUCAAUGGAACCAUCCAGAAUAUGACCGCAUUGAGCGUGGGUUAUAUUCAAACAUAUCGAGACUCUGUGGACAGUUUGGGGGAAUCGGUAGAUAUGAGCAUAAAGGGAAUGUACACACUGAUGGCACGUUGUGAGGAACUGGAUCGCUCCAUGCAGCCCAUCCAGACGCUCGCAGCUCAAAUCAGAGACAUCAAACGUACGCUGGACGCUCUGGAAGCCAUCUGCAAGUAAUAAAUAUGAGCAUGACUACACCCUUUAGCUCCAGAAGAUGCUCUGCGACGACUCCACCCUCUGCUAAUUAUCCUGCGACCGAACCACUUUGCUAACGAUCAUGUCUCUUAGAAACGCUCUGUGAGCGCUGCGCUCCUCCCAUAUGGUGAUGAUCCUGUUGUGACUCCACCCAUUAGAAUGAUUAAAAAGAGAAAGGAACUGUGAGCUCACACCGUCCAUAAGAAGGCUCUCUCUUUCUCUCUCUCUCUCUCUCUCUCUCUCUUUCUCUUUCUUGCCAUCUGAACACAUGGUACUGUGAUUAUUUAUAUUGUGUGUGUGUGUGUGUGUGUGUGUGUGAGCGUGCACACCUGUGUGUUUUGAGAGACGAUGGUCAGAUAUAUAACAUCUCUAUUUCAGUCUGGAAAAAUCUUCUAGAAGCCAUUUUCUGUUUGUAUUCUUCUCCCUCUGGGUGUUUAUAUGUCUGCCGAUUGGAUGCUAUGUAUCCCCAAUUUCCACCAUGACUCUUGAUCAGUUCUAACACGUGUGACCUGUUAAUCAUCCUGAGAGAUUUGAACCUUCUGUUGCCAUGGUGACAGUCAUGAGGGACAUUAGCAUGGAAGCUAAGUGUGCUGUCGUUUUGAAACAAAGUCCUCGGACUGAGGAAGGGCUUGUGAGUAAAAUGAAUGUUUUUUUUUUUAAAUGGACAGCAGGAAUGAAGAGGAAUGAGGGACAGUCCCCGAACUCCAGCCCUUGUCCAUCUCGUUCUGUGUCUGCUUCCAAUGCGCCAAUUUAUUAAGCUGUCCAACAUAUGUGUAUGUUUUAAAGAAUGCAAUAUUAACAAUAAAUUUACUAAAAGUAA
This is a messenger RNA of Tachysurus fulvidraco (yellow catfish), 2467 nucleotides long. RefSeq names its product BLOC-1 related complex subunit 6 (gene borcs6). The record is from RefSeq and is a predicted model, not a curated record. NCBI's taxonomy places the organism in Eukaryota, Metazoa, Chordata, Actinopteri, Siluriformes, Bagridae. Gene Ontology annotation, biological process: lysosome localization. Gene Ontology annotation, cellular component: BORC complex. The transcript has 7 exons. The coding region runs from base 310 to 1629 and encodes 439 amino acids.